Nothobranchius furzeri (turquoise killifish) is the source of this 1622-nucleotide messenger RNA. Lineage: Eukaryota; Metazoa; Chordata; Actinopteri; Cyprinodontiformes; Nothobranchiidae. The record is from RefSeq and is a predicted model, not a curated record.
ACCGCCCUCUUGUGGUCGUUCUGUUUCCUGCCUCUAGAGUCUUUUUACACACCUGAAAUAAAUGAAUUUGAUAUUUCUACCGCCGCUAGAAGAACGCAGGUAAGUGCAACGGCCUGUUUCCUGCUCUUUCGUCGCUACGUUAUUAUUUAUAUAUGUGAACGCACACCAUAACAGCGAGAGUACUUUCUGCUUCACCUUCUUUUGCUCUCUAAAGCUUUCAAUGAAUUUUUUAUAUUAGCAGCUUCAACUUUUCCACAGAAUCGUGCUUCUGUUACACGAUAAAUUACUUUGGACUCAUCAUUUAUCCUCAGACUUUAUAAAAGUCCUUUCUUGCAUGUAAUUGGAGAGCUAUUAUGCAGCUUAUGUUUUUGUUGAAGCUUUUUUUAUGCUUUAUUUUUCCAGAGGCCUCCACACAGAGUCAACAUUUCAGCACAUAUUCCAGCUCAUUGCAUCCCCAACAGCGGAGUUGGAUGCGGAGCACUCGCAGAAAGCCCCUGGCGCCGAACAAGCAGGGGUCCCACCCCCCCAGGUGAAGCUGAAAGACAGGCAGAAGUUCUUCGAGGAGGCCUUUCAACAAGACAUGGAGCAAUAUCUGACCACUGGGUACCUGCAGAUCGCCGAGAGAAGAGAACCAAUAGGCAGCAUGUCCUCCAUGGAGGUGAACGUGGACAUGCUGGAGCAGAUGGACCUGAUGGACAUGUCUGACCACGAGGCUCUGGAUGUCUUCCUGCACUCCGGGGGAGAGGACAACAGCGCUGCAUCACCUGAUGCAGAUGUUGAGUCCUUCACGACCGAGAUCAGCCUCCAGGUCCCCACCCAGGCCGAGCUCCGACACAAGCUGUCGUCCUUGUCCUCCACCUGCACCGACUCGGCCAGCCAGGACACGGAGGCUGAUGAGGACGAGGAGGAGGCCGAGCAUGGAGGAGGAGGUGUUGAAGGAUCAGGAGGAGGGAGGAGGAGGAGAAAACCUCCCGUGGUCGUCACCCUCGACGAAGAGGAGGUUCAUCCUGAUACUGCGCUGGUGGACAGAGAAGAUCAAGAGCAGACCAGUAAAGACUGUGAGGGGAGCAGGUUUGAGCACCGCUGGACUUGAUUCAAACGCACACAGCAAACCCAACAUGGAAACAUCCGGUAGAGUGCGAAAACCCCGAGUCAUCUCUGGUUUCUUUAGAUUAAAAAACAAAGUCUAACCAAACUUCAGAGCACAAGAAAAACAUCUUGCUAAAGUAAAGAAAUCAGCGACGACUCCGAACAGCACAUUACUGAAAAUAAUAAUCGUCACUUUUUCUUAUAAAUCUUUCAUAUAUAUAAGAAAGUCGUGAGAGGAAUGACAAAGAGGUUGCACUGACUGCCACUUAAACUUGCCUUAAAACAACCGCUGAUUUAUCUUCAGAUUUACUUUAAAUAAAUAAAUAAGCAGGUUUUUGCCCCUAAAUAAAUAAAUAAGCAGGUUUUUGCCCCUUUCAGCUAAACAUAUCGAACAUGAUUUGUUGACUUUUAAAAUAUUCUGUUUCUGUAUUUGUGCAUGUUGAGGCUGGUGAGAGGAACCAGGAACGCAGUCGAAUCGUGUAAGAAUUUGUUCUGCUGAAUUUGAAAAAAUCUUUGGAAAUUUUACAAAAAUU